AUGCCGCUUCAUGAAGACUAUGACGCAAUGAUUAACUCCGACAUAGCUGAUAUGGCAAAUAUCGGUAAUGUGCCAGGAGCUGCUGGAAGUUCUACCGCUGCUCAUUUUAUCAAACGUUUUAUUCAAGAAGGGGUAGAAUGGGCACAUUUAGAUAUAGCAGGCGUUGCAAACAGUAAUAAACCCUCAUCACUUGGUCCGAAAGGGGCAGUAGGUUAUGGUCAAAACCCUGACAAACCGGUAUUAGUCCCAAAGUAUUUCCAUGUCAAAGAAAGUUCUGAAGAAGAGCAAGCUAAUAGUUUUGAGCAGAUAUUAAAGGAUAAUAUGGAUGCUGAUUAUAUAGUAAUCGAUACGCCUGGUAGCCAUACUGCUUUAUCAAGGCUUGCUCAUUCUUAUGCUGACACCAUUAUUACGCCGAUAAAUGAUAGCUUUUUAGAUUUAGACGUAAUAGCAAAAGUUGAUAGCAAAGAUGAAAUUAUUAGUCCUUCAAUCUAUAGCCAAAUGAUAUGGGAACAGAAAAUGCAGCGUGCUAGUCGUGAUAGAGGGAGUAUAGAUUGGAUAAUUUUGCGUAAUCGUUUAAGUAACCUUGAUGCUCUAAAUAAAAGACGUGUUAGUAACCUUAUGGACGAUGCUAGCCGUUUACGUUAUGAGUCAGUUGUAACAGUAGUUGGGAAAGUAGUAGCAAGAUCAGAAGAGACUAUUAAUAACACACUUCCUACCGGUCAUAUAGAAGUUUUAGCUGGUGAGUUUAUUGUUGAAUCAGCUGCUGAUACUCUGCCGUUUGUGAUUAAUACGGAAAAAGAUGCACCUGAAGACUCAAGGCUUAAACAUCGCUUUUUAGAUUUAAGACGUGAGAAGUUGCAUAAUAAUAUAAUGCUACGUUCACAAAUUAUUUCUUAUAUUCGUCAUUUAAUGACUGCAAGAGGAUUUACCGAGUUCCAAACACCAAUUCUUACCGCUAGCUCACCUGAGGGAGCAAGGGAUUUCUUAGUCCCAAGCAGAUUACAUCCGGGCAAGUUUUAUGCAUUACCGCAAGCACCGCAACAAUUUAAGCAGCUAUUGAUGGUAUCGGGGUUUGAUCGCUAUUUCCAAAUCGCUCCAUGUUUUGUGAUGAAGACGCAAGAGCAGAUAGGUCACCAGGAAGAUAUAUUCAGCACAAUCGAACCUGUAAUGUAUGAGCUAUUUACAAAAUUUACAGAUAAGAAAGUGUCAGAAGUACCCUUUAUCCGUAUUCCAUAUAAUGAAUCUAUGCUGAAAUAUGGUUCUGAUAAGCCUGAUUUACGAAACCCUAUUGUAAUUGCUGAUGUGACGGAAAUUUUUAGAGAUUCAGACUUUACUAUUUUUAGGGAAAAUAUCAAAAAAGGUAGUAUUGUCCGAGCAAUUCCAGCUCCUGAUGCAGCUUCGCAACCUCGUAGUGUCUUCGAUAAAAUGAUAGAAUUCGCAAUAUCGGAGGGAGCUGGAGGACUUGGCUAUAUUCAGUUUAGCGAAAGCGGCGAAGCAAAAGGACCAGUUGCAAAAUUCUUAAGCACUCAGCAAUUAGAAGAUUUAAAGAAUGCUGCUAAUAUUAGCAAUGGAGAUGCGGUAUUUUUCGCUAACGAUAAAAAAGAUAAAGCAGCCAAACUUGCCGGUAAAGUAAGAAUUAAGCUUGCCGAUGAGUUAGAUUUACUUGAAAAGGAUUGCUUUAAAUUCUGCUGGAUUACCGAUUUUCCAUUCUAUGAGCUAAACGAAGAAACCGGUAAAAUUGAUUUUAGCCAUAAUCCAUUUUCUAUGCCUCAGGGUGGAUUAGAAGCUCUUGAAAACGCAAAAACAACCGAAGAGUUGCUAGAGCUUAUGGCAUAUCAGUAUGAUAUUGUUUGUAACGCCAUAGAGCUUUCUAGUGGUGCUGUAAGAAAUCAUAAGCCGGAAAUAAUGUAUAAGGCAUUUGCUAUAGCUGGUUAUAGCGAAGAAGAAGUGGAUAAACGAUUUGGCGGUAUGAUCAGAGCUUUUAAAUUUGGUGCACCACCACAUGGCGGCAUAGCUCCAGGUAUAGACCGAAUCAUUAUGCUACUUGCGGAGGCUACUAAUAUAAGAGAGAUAAUUGCUUUUCCAUUAAAUCAGCAAGCCGAAGAUUUAUUAAUGAACGCUCCGAAUUAUGUGGAAGAUAAGGCGUUGAAAGAACUAAGUGUCAUGCUAUCCCCAUCUGCUAGAAAGAAUACGGAAAAAAAGUAG
This is a messenger RNA of Chrysoperla carnea, 2205 nucleotides long. RefSeq names its product aspartate--tRNA(Asp/Asn) ligase-like. The record is from RefSeq and is a predicted model, not a curated record. NCBI's taxonomy places the organism in Eukaryota, Metazoa, Arthropoda, Insecta, Neuroptera, Chrysopidae. Gene Ontology annotation, biological process: proteolysis; aspartyl-tRNA aminoacylation. Gene Ontology annotation, molecular function: ATP binding; aspartate-tRNA ligase activity; metalloaminopeptidase activity. The transcript has 4 exons. Gene Ontology annotation, cellular component: cytoplasm. Bases 1 to 2205 code for a protein of 734 amino acids.